This is a messenger RNA of Gorilla gorilla gorilla (western lowland gorilla), 4460 nucleotides long. RefSeq names its product modulator of smoothened (gene MOSMO). Lineage: Eukaryota; Metazoa; Chordata; Mammalia; Primates; Hominidae. Gene Ontology annotation, biological process: negative regulation of smoothened signaling pathway. The coding region runs from base 183 to 686 and encodes 167 amino acids. The record is from RefSeq and is a predicted model, not a curated record. Gene Ontology annotation, cellular component: Golgi apparatus; ciliary membrane. The transcript is spliced from 3 exons.
CGCGCCGCGGCUGCUGGUCCCGGGCGCGCGGAGGGCGCGAGCGGCGCGCGGGGGCCGCGGGGGCCGAGGGGGCACGAGGCAGCGGCGCGGGGACUCCGGGCCCCGGCGGCGGCCCAUGGGGCGGGAGGCGUGAGGCCGCUGCCUGUCCGGGGCUCGGGGGGUGGGGGGAGCGGGGCGGGGAGAUGGAUAAACUGACCAUCAUCUCAGGAUGUCUCUUUCUGGCCGCCGAUAUCUUCGCCAUCGCCAGCAUCGCCAACCCGGACUGGAUCAACACCGGGGAGUCUGCGGGAGCACUCACUGUGGGCCUCGUGCGACAGUGUCAAACAAUCCAUGGACGAGACCGGACGUGCAUCCCUCCCCGGCUUCCCCCGGAGUGGGUCACCACACUGUUUUUUAUCAUCAUGGGAAUCAUUUCAUUGACUGUCACAUGUGGUUUGCUGGUGGCUUCCCACUGGCGAAGAGAAGCUACAAAAUAUGCUCGAUGGAUAGCAUUCACUGGAAUGAUCCUUUUCUGUAUGGCUGCCCUAAUAUUUCCAAUAGGAUUUUACAUCAAUGAAGUCGGAGGUCAACCUUAUAAAUUACCCAACAACACAGUAGUUGGGUCAUCAUAUGUACUUUUUGUCUUAUCAAUUUUCUUUACAAUAGUAGGACUUCUAUUUGCUGGCAAAGUUUGUUUACCAGGCUGAUGAAUGUCUAAAUUGCUUGACUCUUAUUAUUUUUUAUUUUAUUUUAUUUUUUUAUUUUUGGAGGGUGGAGAGGACAAAGGCGAGGCAUCUGAGCAGACCUCUCAUGGGAAGAUGCUCAGAUGAAACUGAUGCUGAGAAGGAAAAAAAAAAUGCUUUGAUUUGUUCUCACUAUGCACUUUGGAUUUAAAAAAAAAAAAAAGAAAAAAGGAGAGCCUUUUCCAUAACCAAAUACAGACAAUAUUGACUAAAUCUCCUGAGCAUAUUCAGGCAGUCAGGUCUGCACUGUGAUAGCAACCUAGAGAAGGAGAAUGCUUUAUACCGAAAAGCAUGUGGCCCUUUGUGACUCUGUUGUUCCGUUUUUAAUGUCUAAUGAUUCAUUAGAGGAAAAAAAAAAAGUCUAAGUAUUUAUGUGUCAUGGUAGACCAGAGGGAUGCAAGAGAAGUUCAUGUGGGGCUGGCCUCACCUCCUAAGAAAUUAGUGUUCACAACUUCCUUGUAAUAGUAUGAGCCUUUGGCACCAGAAUGGAUUGCCGUUGCAUUACUGCACCAAGAAGCCAAUAGAUCAAAACUUGUUUGCUAAAAUGUAUGUAAAAAUUCUGAAAUUCCCUCUCUCUGUGUACAAAAAAAAAAAAAAAUCAAACACUAAGACACAUGUUUUGGGUGGGUGGGUGGGGGAAAUCUUCCUUAUAUUUAUAUAAAUAUAUAUAAUAUAUAUAUUUUGCUGAUGCAGUAUACAAUGUGUAUAUAUGUGUGUGUGUGUGUAUGUGUGUGUAAAUUUAUAUACACACACAUGCAAACAGUUCCUGGAAGAGAAUUCUGAAUGCUUUGCUAGCAAAACACUGUGGUAUGCAAACCUAGAACCCAAUAGAAAAAAAAGCCAUUUAUCUGAAGGCUGCAUAGUGGAGAGAGUCUUCAGUUUACCUCAUUCUUUGUAGCAGCCCUUGAUUUUAACAGGUUUUUGUAAUAGGUACAGAUAAUCCCAUACCUUUCUAGGUGCGAUUUUAAGUUAAGCUAAAAAUUAUUUGUAGGGUUAAUUUAUUUGUAUAUGAUAGUAGAAGGUAAGAUCAUGUCAAACCUUAUAAUUUGGGGAAUCUGACACUAUUUAAAUUAUUGGCAACUGUUGUCUAUUGUACAGAGAUUCUUUUUCUACUGGCUUAGUCUGUUACAUUAAUAAUGCAUUUUAUAUGUUCAGGCACACUUUACAUAAAUACAAAGUUCGCUAGUAAAUAUCUGGCUAUUUUGGCUAUUUACAACACUAAUUUCAUUAUUUUUAUCUGUAAGCAUUAUUAAUACAUCUUUACCAAAACCUGAGCAAUACAAUAUUUUCUUUAUGUGUUAUAUGCCUUUGUUUGCUAAAAGCUAAUAUUUUUGCAUUUACUUUAAAGGGCUGUACUAAACCCACAGCUUUAAGUUCUUCCCUAAAAGAAGCAUUGCAGCUAACCCUUGAACUCACAGUUUUAAAAUACAGUAUUUCUCUUCUCCACAUCUCCAUGCCUUCGCAUCAAUGCUUGUUUUUCCUGGUGAACACUAUAGAUAAUCUCCUGUUUGAAAUGUGGGACAGGGUGUUUCAUGGCAGUGGAGCUAAGUUUCUCCUCUUUAUAGUGAACUGGUGACCCAAAUGUCCCUGUCAUUUAUAGUGAACUGAUGACCCAAAUGACUCCGUGUCAGUAGAGUCCCAUGUGGCCCAUGCUUCACACAAGCAGAAAUGAAUGCACUGUUUUUAAGGCUAGAUUAUCAGUUCUAGAAUGAUUACUUCAAAGAUGGGAGCUACCUCCUCAGAUAUUCACACUAUGAAAUGGAGGUGCUUGAUGUGUUUAACACUGGCUUGUUUGACAGUUUUCUAUCUUACUGUUAAUUCAGCAGUAUUUUAUUGUGAAAGAAAACCCCAGUGUUUGAGCUCACUCAGGAAUUGGGGAGAGAGAUGGACCACCACUGUGGUGCAUUUCUUAAGUGUUCUGGGAGAAUGUCAUACUUUUCCUUCCCAGAGUAAAAGAAACCUUUGGGAGAUCCUGAGGGAGACUGUUUCUCCCCAAGUAUGAUGAUGUCUAGUCAAGUCUAAGAAUACCACUGGACAUGUUCUAUGGACAUUUGGGAUUGCAGUUGCUAUUCUGAUUUGAUUGGUCCUCAGUCAAAUGGAUCACUUUGAAGGAAAGCUUUGGUUGUCACCGUUAUAUACCACUGAGAUAAAGUGUUAGCAAAGUAUGGUUCAAAUUAACUUAUGACAUGACCAAGAGCUUUUCUCUUCCAAAAGAUGAAUUGUAUUGUAAAUAGUUUCUCAAAAUAUUUUUAACUGGAUCAUGAGCAUGGGGAGAGAAAGUUUCUCAGCUGCUAAGAAUUUCCCCACUGUUUACUUCUUUCACUUAUGGUGGUAUUGCAUUUAAGAUUACAAAAUUUAAGGUUUUAUUUGUAUCUAUUACCCAAACCAUUAAAUUGUCUUUAAUUUCAUUGUUGUCUUGGAGGUCCAGUGCAUACAGGGCUGAUGGGGGAAAACUCCCUCUAGCCAGUCAGCACUCUAACCCAGGAUUAAACCAUCCCAUCAAGUAGUAUGUGAAGUCAAGUCUUCGUACUCUUGCAGACCAGACAUUGAAAUGGAUUCAUUCAUAUAGAUUUCUAUAAAUCCUAUAAGUGAAAAGAUAGACAACUGUCAGCAGUUGCUUUUUAAAAAGGUCACUAUAAUAAGUACUAUAUAGUACAGUAUUAAUUUAUAGCAGGAAAUCGUAUGUUGUAAACUGUAUAUAAAACACUGUUUUAUGGUGCAAUCAUUUGUCAAACUUUUGUCUGUUUCAUUGUUUUUAGAGUGUGUGCAUUCUUCUCAUACCUAAGAAUAUCACUGUAAAAUCUGCUGAAAACUAUUUUUAGGUUUUAUUUGCACAAGACUGAAUUAGUUUGAAAUUUUUGGAAGCUCCUAUUGAACAUGCCCAAACAUCUGUAAACAUGAACAAUCUUCAAUUUAUUAAAAGCAAACAUUUCAGUAUGAUUCUUUCCAAAGGUAAUCCAUGUUCUAUGUUGUUAAUGUGUGUAUGUAAUUUUUCUGACUCUUCCACCUCUUAUAAACCUAUUUUCUGUUUCAUUUGUUUUGUUUUUGAAGGAUGGCUCUUUUUUCUUUUUAAUGUUCUAGAUGACCAAAACACUAUUGGUUUUUACCCUUUUGCCUAAAGCUUUGAUAUCCCCACUUGAUGUUCUGUGAAUUCACUGUUUAAUCUAUUAAGUGAAAUAAUAAAUAGUCCUGGUGACAAACAAUCUGUUGAUUUAGAGGAAAGGCCCUGAAAAAUACAGUAUUGGAAACUAACUUUGCAUAUGCUGUUAGCUAUUAUUUUGCAUCAUGGGCUUCAUGGGAAGAACAUGUUGCAUUUAUUUUGUCUUUAUUAAAAGACUACUAGCCACAAGUUACUUUGAUUAUAGUAACUGUUUUAUCAACCCACUUCAUCUUUAAAAAAUUAAAUUUACAUUCACAAUUCAAAACAGUAAACUGUCUUUCAGAAAAUUUUUGAAGGAUAAAAACAUGAAGGAAAAAAGUGGCCCGUGUAGGUAGGAUUCCCUACACAGGACUUUUAGUUGUAUCACCUCAAGAGAUUUUGAAGUUUGUGAUCAAGGUCUGUAUAUUAUCCCAAACUUUAUUAAGAAUUGUUUUCUAAUUGGUUAUAACAUUUUUCAAUUAAUAGUUUCAAAACAAAUUGUUAAUACAACUGUAUAAAAUGAACAUAAUUUUCCUCACUUGUAUUUUUGUUAUUGAGCAAGUUUAUCAAAAUAAAUUGUCUACUAAAGAAACUAAAAA